GGAGGCCCCUCAGAUCGCCCCAAGACGGGCCACGAGGCCCGGAAGAGGGCCCCAAGACGGCCCAGGAGGCUCCCUCCAUAGCCAUAUUUGCUCAAGUUUACCUCGAGUCAACGGAUUCAAACAUAUUGGAUACAUCGGUACCGUAUUGUGUCCCAUAGGAUGUUGCGGCGAACGCGCCUUGCGAAAUCUCGAUAUGGAGUGGUGGAACUUAUCAAACUAUUGAGUGUUCUUCCACUUGCGGCGUCAUUGGCGCUGCCCUCAGUCCCUUCUCAUCGCGAAUGUAAGCCGAAAGCGACAACAAAGUAUUCAAUUCGUUGGGGCGCGAAGCCUUCAGGGCAAGGCAACCUAUGGGAAUACUAUCACUUCUUGAUCGAUUUUGCACCAGCUAUGUUGCACUUCAUGCGCAACGACAGCGCGCCCUGCAAAAGUUUGCAGGUGCCAGACUGGCGCAAUAACAAGUUUCGUUUGGCGUUGCCGGGCCAGCCGCAGAGGAGUAUGGAAGCGCACUUUGAGUUCCUCUUGGGGCGGCCGUUGGGUCUGACCAUCGAAGUCGCCAGCAGCUUUGAGGCCUUUGCGGAGAACGCCAGGACGUCGAGGCAGGUUGACUGGGACUGCCACAGCGCAGGCAAGUCGAAUGAGUGGUCUGGAUUCCCCAAAGAGUACUUCGUGGAGUUCCGGGACCACGCCUGGGGCCUGCCCGGCGUGCCGCCAGCCCGGCACCGGGACGUCGUCGCUGUGAGGCGCGGAUACCUUCAGAACUACACGGGCCCACCCACGGGGUGUUCUCGUCGAUGCCUGGACGAUAUCUUCUACGAUCGCCUGCUUGAAGUGUCGGUAUCGCACGACUGGGACACGGCCGUGGUGGCGCUGGAAAAUCAAGCUAUUGCCGACCAGAUCGCUUUGUUUUCGCAUGUGAAUGUCAUUAUUGCGCAGCAUGGCGCCGCGCUGUCGAACAUCAUCUUUGCACCUCCAGGAACGCUGGCCGUCGAGGUGGGCAAGGCCGACUUUCCAUGCUAUCCGAGGUUUAUCUGCAAAGACUUGGGUUACCUUUUCUUCAUUCCGAUAUAGGUAUCAAGUUUUCAGACCACACUGCCAAGGCAUCUCGAAGGCGUUACAGAUGACGUCAGUCAAGAGGCGACAAGCAGUUAAGGGAGCUUCGCGACGUCAUCGGGCGGUUCGCGCUGCCUCCACAGCAGCGCGCCUCCCACGUGCGCUGCCCCGCUUUCGCAACGUGCGAGGGGCAGCAGUUCGGGCAGUAGUAGAGGUCGUGAUCUAGUCCGUUCAGACGUGAUCCCGAUCUGUUUUAGACUAGAUCGUAAUCUAGUCCGUUCGAGGUGACAACCCCUGCAGCCUGAGUUCAACAUUUCGUUUAGCUAGAUCGUUGAUCUGGUCCAGCAGACCUCUUCCUCUCUUCCAAAUGGUCUAGAUCGGAAUCUGGUCCAAUCCCUUUAGGGCCGCGCCAGGGCUGGGGAAUCAUCCUCUAGGGCCGUGCCAGGGCUGGGGAAUCCUCUAGGGUCGCAACAGACAAACUCGCCACGAAAAAGGCGCUACGGGCACAAUUGCCUGGACUCAGACAUUAUCGUCGUCGCUUGGACGACGCGUAACAUCGUUUGUCUGUAAGCUUGUCGUCGUUUGGACGAUGUUUACAUUAAAGCCCAAUCCUCCAACUCGAUGUUCUCUUACUUGCAAUGGAGGGCCAAGCAGCAAA
Messenger RNA from Prorocentrum cordatum, 1708 nucleotides. The record is from the annotation of a GenBank genome assembly. Lineage: Eukaryota; Dinophyceae; Prorocentrales; Prorocentraceae.